Messenger RNA from Arabidopsis arenosa, 885 nucleotides. The record is from the annotation of a GenBank genome assembly. NCBI's taxonomy places the organism in Eukaryota, Viridiplantae, Streptophyta, Magnoliopsida, Brassicales, Brassicaceae.
GGUCUCUCAUCUGGUGGGAUUUGUUUUAGGGUUCUGAUUAGGGUUUCUUAUUUGAUUCGUAGUAGUUCUUUCUUUGUGUGCACGAUGGGUGAAAGAAAAGGCUUAAACAAAUACUAUCCACCAAAUUUUGAUCCGAGGAAGAUUCCCCGGAUUCGAAAACCUAAGAAUCAGCAAAAGAAGUUUCGAUCGAUGGUUCCGUUACGUAUUCGAUGCAACACGUGUGGGAAUUACAUGUCGGCAGGUACCAAAAUUAAUUGCCGUGAAGAAAAAGUAAUCGGAGAAACCUACUUAGGGAUCAAAAUCCAUAGAUUUUACUUCAAGUGCAGUAAGUGUUGCUCCGAGCUGAUAUUGAAGACCGAUUCAAAGAAUUCGAGUUAUGUAGUCGAAUCAGGUGCAACUGCAACUCGUGUUUGUGAUCAUCACGAGGAGGAGAAGCAAGCCGAGGAGAGUGGGGAUGUGAUGAGUUCUUUAGAGAAGAGAACUUUGGUUUCUAAAAGAGAGAUUGAUGUUAUGGCUGCGCUUGAUGAGAUGAAAUCUAUGAAAUCUAGACGCGUAUCGGUGAGUGUAGACUCUAUGCUUGAUGCUUUGAGUAGGAGACACAAAGAAGAAGAACAAGUUGCAAACGAGGAAGAUGCUGCGUUGAUAAAGUCUAUCAGAUUUGGUAUGCAGAGGAGGAUUGUCGACGAAGAAACCGAUGAGAUGAAGGAGAAGAAGAAGAAAGGAAGAAUGGAGGCAAUAGAUGAGAAGAAACCUAAGACUAAGAAACUUGCUUGCAUAAUAACCUCGAAGAAGAAGACAAGUUUGGGACUCGCAUCACUAUGCCACAACUAUGGUGCUGAUGAAGAAGACUGAUUUAGGUUUGUUGAAUCAAAUCAAGAUUCAUGU